This is a messenger RNA of Vigna umbellata (rice bean), 426 nucleotides long. RefSeq lists its product as uncharacterized. The record is from RefSeq and is a predicted model, not a curated record. NCBI's taxonomy places the organism in Eukaryota, Viridiplantae, Streptophyta, Magnoliopsida, Fabales, Fabaceae.
AUGGUGUGGCCGUUGAAGGAGAGAAGGGGUCCAGCAUGGAAGCAAGGCUGGACGACAAACACUCUCUGCUCUUUAUCUGCGCCACCUUUGCAACUCCUCGCCAUAGUUGCCAUAGUCAUGUUUUUGUUGUUUGUUCCGUCUUACAUUAACUUCAAGUCCACCGUGCAAACAGCCACUGUCGGUUUCCACGUCUUCCUCUUGCUCUUGCCCCUUUUCUUGAUUUUCGUUGCCUACGCCAUCUCUAAACACGGAUCGCGUCUUGUGCUUCCGGCGCCGCCGCCGUUCUUGGGUGGCAUACGACUGAGAACAGAAGGUGGGGGGUUUCCCUGGGGCGUGGCGGCGUUGGUGGUGUUGCUUUUGGUUUUGGCCUCUUACCUCUCCAAUUUCAGGUCCAUGUGGUCACCACUCAUUUCGAGACCCUACUAG